AAUGCUCGCGCCCGCCUGAACCAGCGGAACCAGUCAGCCAGCUGCAGCUCGGGGACAUUCCUGUCUUGUCUUCUGCAACUUCAGCCCGCAGACAGACACCAGUAGGGACUGACACCGUUGGAGGACGUGAGCUGUGUGUUUUUUUUUUUUUUAAAGGAAUUUUCUCAGCAAGACUUGCGAGGAUGUGGCGCGCCAUUCCUCCAGCUCGACCUCAUUGAAACUUUUCACGAGAAACACAAAGCAGCGUAGAGGAAGGCGCAGGACCCCGCAGCCGGUGUGUCGGUCACCGGAGACGAUGUGAGACUAGAUCCACUUCGGCACGGGAACACCAUGGCUGUGGACGCGGCAUCCAGUUUCAGUUUCUGCCGACCGGCCGUGGAGUAUAGAGCGCUGCCUGAGGACUUCAAGCACCAGCUGAGUCGACGGACGGGUGGGAAUCUAACCUGGCAUGACGGGCGUGGGCAGAAAACAGCAGGAGGCAGGAGAGUGAAGUUGCUGCAGCAGCCUGGGACAGAAGCCCUGCAGUACCGUUCCAGGGACAACUAUGGGAUAUAUCACACAAGCCCGACACAGCCCAGCCUGAUACGCCCCGUCGUGCUCUGGUCGCAACAAGAUGUUUGUAAAUGGCUGAAGAAACAUUGUCCACACAACUACCUUACCUACGUGGAGGCGUUCUCGCACCACGCAAUCACAGGCCGUGCGUUGUUGCGUCUGAACGGAGAGAAGCUGGAGAGGAUGGGACUUGUGCAAGAAACACUUAGGCAAGAGUUGCUCCAACAGGUGCUACAGCUUCAGGUGCAGGAGGAGGGACGCAACCUGCAGCUGCUCAGCAGAGGGGAGGGGUUGUGUGCUCGACCAGUCUCAGCUGGUUGCCUGGCAACUGCUCAACAAUUAUCCAACACAUAACUCCCACAAAAAAAUGUAAGUUGAAGUUUGAACACUUGUGUUAUUGUACAGUUUAAACAGCUGAUGGGUUAAAAACAGAGAGUUGGAAGUGCUAGGUGGAUAGAUUUUAGUUCAUUGAAAUAAGUCAGGCUGGUUGUUUCCCCAGUUUCCAGUCUUUAAACUAAGCUAAGCUUGCUGGCUGCUUGAAGUAGCUACAUAUUAAAUAUACAGGAACAAGAUUAGUAAUAGAAUCAAUCUUCCAAUUUUACUCUCAGCCUGACGGCAGACAGGCAUAUUUACAAAAAAAAUGUUGAACUUCUGCUUGUUGUG
Molecule: messenger RNA, 1215 nt
Organism: Labrus mixtus (cuckoo wrasse)
Lineage: Eukaryota; Metazoa; Chordata; Actinopteri; Labriformes; Labridae
Gene: samd10a
Product: sterile alpha motif domain containing 10a
Exons: 5
Coding region: 331-906 (191 amino acids)
Biological process (GO): cell surface receptor protein tyrosine kinase signaling pathway
Cellular component (GO): cytoplasmic side of plasma membrane
Molecular function (GO): protein binding
Source: RefSeq, a predicted model, not a curated record